Messenger RNA from Clarias gariepinus (North African catfish), 4173 nucleotides. RefSeq names its product NACHT, LRR and PYD domains-containing protein 3-like. The transcript has 14 exons. The record is from RefSeq and is a predicted model, not a curated record. NCBI's taxonomy places the organism in Eukaryota, Metazoa, Chordata, Actinopteri, Siluriformes, Clariidae. The coding region runs from base 91 to 3552 and encodes 1153 amino acids. Gene Ontology annotation, molecular function: protein binding.
GGGAAAUAAACCAUUCCAGGAGUAUAAACACAGUGAGGAUGUAAAUCUGCAGCUUUAAUACAACUGUCUAAAAGUAUUGGAACAGUAAGCAUGAUGGAGGGGAAGAGAUCAAGCUCAUCAGAACCCAGCUGUGUGUCCAUGAAAAGUGAUCAGUCAAUAAAACGCCUUACUACUUUCAGAGACCUUUCUACUGAUCUGAGAACAAUGAAGAGAACGAUAUCAGACUCACCAGAACCCAGCUGUGUGUCCAUGAAGAGUGAGCAGUCAAUAAGACCCAUAACUACCUUCAGAGACAGAGACAGUGAUCUGAGUCCACUAAAGAAGAACCCAGACAUCAGCAGAAAUAAAGAUAACUCCAUAGUCAAGGAGCUGGAACCCAAAGUCAUCACUUCAAGUCCAGAUUACCCAGCAUGCACUGAGAGUGAGGUGGAGGCUGAGGACCUGCACAGUGUCAGAGAGGGAGGGCUGAAGAUCACACUGAAGAACAUGAACCACACGGAUCUCACUAACACACUGCAGAACCAUCUCAUCCCUGUGGAUCAACAACAGCUGAAAUCCAGGCUGAGAGAGAAGGUUAAAAGAGUUAAUGAAGGAAUCUCACAGCAUGGAAGCUCAGCUCUUCUAAGUGAGAUCUACACAGAACUCUACAUCACAGAGGGCUGGAGUGGAGACGUCUGUAAUGAACAUGAGGUGAGACAAAUGGAGACAGCGUCCAGGAGAGCAGCAACACAGGAGACGCCCAUCAAAUGUAAUGAUCUCUUUAAAGACAAGUCCAUCAGAAGUGUGCUGACUAAAGGAGUUGCUGGAAUUGGAAAAACAGUCUCUGUGCAGAAGUUCAUUCUCGACUGGGUUGAAGGAAAAGAAAAUCAGGACGUCACCUUCAUGUUUCCACUUCCCUUUACAGAGCUAAAUCUAAUGAAGGGAAAACAUCUCAGUCUAAUAAAACUUCUUCAUCACUUUGUUCCAGAAAUGGAAAAACUAGAAUUAAUAGACUGUGACUCCUCCAAAUUUCUGUUCAUCUUUGAUGGUCUGGAUGAGUGUCGCCUUCCUCUAAAUUUCCAGAAGAAUGAAAGACUAUGUGAUGUGACAGAGGCAGCCUCACUGGAUGUGCUGCUGACAAACCUCAUCAAGGGGAACCUGCUUCCCUCUGCUCUCCUCUGGAUUACCUCUCGACCAGGAGCAGCCAAACAGAUCCCUCCUGAGUGUGUAGACCAGGUAACAGAGAUACAAGGGUUCAGUGAUACUCAGAAAGAAGAGUACUUCAGGAAGAGGUUCAGUGAUCAGAGCCUGGCCAAUAAAAUCAUCUCCCACAUCAAGUCCUCAAGAAGUCUCUACAUCAUGUGCCACAUCCCAGUCUUCUGCUGGAUCUCUGCCACUGUUGUAGAGAGAAUGUUCAGUGAAGAAGAGAGUGGAGAGAUCAUCAUGACUCUGACUCAAAUGUUCACACACUUCCUGAUCUUUCAUAUCAAACAAAAGGACCAAAAGUACCAUCAGAAAUGUGACCCUGAUCCUCAGCAGAUCAGAAAGAGUAUCCUCGCACUGGGGAAACUGGCUUUCCAACAGCUGGAGAAAGGAAAUCUGAUUUUCUAUGAGAAAGACCUGAGAGAGUGUGGCAUUGAUGUCAGAGAAGCUUCAGUGUACUCAGGAGUGUGUACACAAAUCUUCAGAGAGGAGUUUGGGCUUCACCUGGGAAAGGUCUUCAGCUUUGUGCAUCUGAUGGUUCAAGAGUUUCUGGCUGCUUUAUAUGUGUUUCUCUGCUUUAUCAUUGAAAAAAGAAAUGUGUUAAUGGAGCAAAAGAUUGGAUAUUUUAAUUCCUUCAAAAAUUCAAACAUGUCUGAUUUCCUCAGAAGUGCAGUGGACAAGGCCUUACAGCGUGAGAAUGGACACCUGGACCUGUUCCUCCGCUUUCUUCUGGGUCUCUCAGUGGAGUCCAAUCAGACUCUCUUACGAGGCUUAAUGCCACAGACAGGAAGCAGCUCUCACAGCGAACAGGAAACAGUGAAGUACAUCAAGGAGAAGAUCAGGGAGAAUCCAUCUCCAGAGAAAUCCAUCAAUCUGUUCCACUGUCUGAAUGAACUGAAUGAUCAGUCUCUAGUGCAGGAAGUACAAAAGUACCUGAAGAUGGAAUAUCAGCAUCGUCUCAGUGGAGUCAGACUCUCUCCUGCUCAGUGGUCAGCUCUGGUGUUCGUGUUACUGACCUCAGAACAGGAGCUGGAUGAGUUUAAAUUGAAGAGAUAUGGCCCAUCUGAUGAGUGUCUUCUGAGGUUGCUACCAGUGGUCAGAGCUUCCAGAAAAGCAGAUCUGUGUGGGUGUCUUCUGACGGAGAAGAGCUGGAGAUCUCUGUCCUCAGUUCUCAGAUCAAACUCCUCCAGACUGAGAGAACUGGACCUGGGUCACAAUUAUCACCUGCUGGAUUCAGGAAUAAAGCUGAUCUGUGAUGGACUGGAGGAUCCACACUGUACACUGGAGACACUCAAGCUCCGAUGGUGUAGUCUUACAGAUGAGAGCUGGAGAUCUCUGUCCUCAGUCCUCAGCUUAGAGUCCUCCAGACUGAGAGAACUGGACCUAAGUAAGAAUUAUAAACUACAGGAUUCAGGAGUGAAGCUGCUCUCUGCUGGACUGGAGAAUCCACACUGUACACUGGAGAUACUGAGACUGGGUUACUGUAACCUGACAGAUGAGAGCUGUAGAGUUCUGUCCUCAGUUCUCAGCUCAAACUCCUCCAGUCUGAGAGAACUGAACCUGAGUGGCAAUAACCUGCAGGAUUCAGGAGUGAAGCUGCUCUCUGCUGGACUGGAGAAUCCACACUGUACACUGGAGAAACUGGGGCUGUGUGAGUGUAACCUGACAGAUGAGAGCUGUAGAUCUCUGUCCUCAGUUCUGAGCUCAAACUCCUCCAGACUGAGAGAACUGGACCUGAGUUUCAAUAACCUGCAGGAUUCAGGAGUGAAGCUGCUCUCUGCUGGACUGGAGAAUCCACACUGUACACUGGAGAUACUGAGGUUGUCUUGCUGCAGUAUCACAGAUAAAGGUUGUGCUGCUUUGGCUUCAGCUCUGAGUUUAAACUCCUCAUCACACCUGAGAGAGCUGGAUCUGUUUAGUAAUAUUCCAGGAGAGUCAGGAGUGAAGCUGCUCUCUGAUCUACUGAAGGAUCCACACUGUACACUGGAGACACUACUAAUGAUGGGGGUAAAGAGAUCAGAAUCCAGCUGUGUGUCCAUGGAGAGGAGCCGGUCAAUGGAACGUAUAGAAUCGUUCAAAGACAGUUCUACUGAUCCAAGAAUGAAAAACAGAUCAGACUUACCAGAACCGAGCUGUGUGUCCUUGAAGAGUCGCUCAAUGGAAGUCAUAAUUACCUUCAGAGACAGAGACAGAGACAGUUCUACAGAUCUGAGAAUGACGAAGGGAAAGAGAUCAGAAUCGCCAGAACCCAGCUGUGUGUCCAUGAAGAGUGAGCGGUCAAUGGUUCAUAAAACUAAUUUUAAAGACAGAGACAUUUUUACUGAACUGAGGUCAGUACAGCGAGGUGUUUUACAGCAGUGUUCCACCUGAUCAAACUCACUCAUCACCUUAUGAAACACAUGAACUUUAUUUUAUUUAUUUAAACUUUAUUUAUAAGAACUUUCUUCUAUAGAACUCUGUAUUUCUUCCAAUGGAAUUUUUAAAAUGUAAAGAUUAAAAAUGUUCUUCUUGGUUCUUAAGGUCACAGCAUGCCAUGUAUAUAAAUAAACUCAUAAUGUAACACAAGUCAGAAGGUCACAGUUAUCUUUUUUUUCUCACUAUAUAAUAAACAUAUAGAACUGCAUCAUGUGUUGAUUAUUAAAUAUCAAAUAGUCAUAUAAAAGAUCUUUAAAUAAUUUAAAAAACAGAACAUUCUCUGCUGUUUAUUAUAUGUAAUGCAUAUGUAACAUUUCGCUUGCACUACUCAUACAUAUUUAAUGAUAUAUUGUGUGUUGCAUGAACAGUCAUACACAACUUCCUAUUUCUUCCUAUAAUUUAAAUUGCACUGCCACGCACACUCUCACUUUAUACUCUUUGCUGCUCUGUUUAUACUCUGUUUAUUGUUCUCUUUAUUUAAUUUGUACACUGCUUGAGUGUUGUGUAUUUUCUGUGUAGUUUCUAAGAGUCACCAAAUUCCAUGUGUUAAAACCAAUAAAUCUGAUUCUGAAUAAA